AGACGUUUUAUAAUCGUCAUUUUCUGUUAGCUCAACGAAAUAUAUUGACAGGGAUAAUCAUUUUGUGGUUGAGCUUUGCUGUAUUUGAUUUCGAGGCACCAUGGAAAGAUGGGUGGGACGCGUUGCCUUGGUUACUGGAGCAUCAAGCGGUAUUGGUGCAGAGAUGACGAGAACCUUGGUGAAGAGAGGAAUGAAGGUAGUUGGCUGUGAUAGGACUAUUGAAGGAAUAGAGGCAAUUGCUGAAGAGUUAAAAGACGAGAAGGGGUCUGUACUACCAAUUCAAUGUGACCUGAGGGAUACCGAGCAAAUCGCUGCAAUGUUCAAGAAAAUUCGACAGACUGAUGACUUUGGAGGCGUGGAUGUAUGUGUCAACAAUGCAGGAGUUGCUUACCCUGCUCCACUAGCUGAGGGGGAUGAAGAGAAGUGGAGGGCAAUGUUAGAAUUGAAUGUUCUUGGACUAUCAGUUGUCACAAGAGAGGCUAUCAAGUCCAUGAAGGCUCGGAAUGUCGAUGAUGGACAUAUUAUACAUAUGAAUAGUAUGAGUGGACACCGAGUAACGCCUAUGGCUGACACACAUUUCUAUUCGGCAACCAAAUAUGCUGUGACAGCAUUGACAGAGGGUCUGCGACAGGAGUUACGGGCAAUGAAAUCUAACAUUAGGGUCACGUCCAUCAGCCCUGGACUUGUGGAAACUGCAUUCUUUGAGGUGCUUUUUGAUGGUGACCAAAAGAAAAUAGAAAGUCUGUACAAGAGGGUAACACCUUUACAACCAUCCGAUGUGGCAGAUGCUCUGCUCUAUGCCCUGAGUGCUCCAGCCAGGGUUCAGGUUCAUGAUAUUCUUAUCAGACCUACCGAUCAACCACUCUAAAUUGAGUCUAUUGAUUCCCUUAAGAACAAUUCGGAAUACCUUCAUGUGCUUUCACUUGUGGUGCAGAUUCUCAAGGAGAACUUUUUAAUCGUGUGAGAGCCAGCUAGUAAAAAAUACAUGUAAUAAUGCUUUCAUCACCAUCUGUUGGAGGUCCACAACCGGUGCCAAAUGACAAAGGAUGCUGUAACUAGAAAUUGUUUCCAUUUACCGAGGCCCCAUCCUAAUUGUGGAGUACAGACCCACUUUACUGGGUUUAACUUGUAGCGGUGGAUUGCCUAGCAGCUCAUUUCCCAAGGCUAGUUAUCAUAGUUCUAGUUUCUUUUACUACAUAUAUAGUGCAUAAAAUGGUGCUAUUGUGAUCUACUAUUACUACUAUUUAUCCUGUAAACAGCAUCAAAGGAAUACAUUCUAUCUGAAAUUAUGAGUUGAGGAGGGAACCAUUGGUACCAGUAUUUAUUUUUUCUUCAACUCCACAUUGUAUAAAUCAUUGAAAAUGUAAA
Lineus longissimus is the source of this 1368-nucleotide messenger RNA. Its product is annotated as dehydrogenase/reductase SDR family member 11-like. Gene Ontology annotation, molecular function: oxidoreductase activity. NCBI's taxonomy places the organism in Eukaryota, Metazoa, Nemertea, Pilidiophora, Heteronemertea, Lineidae. The record is from RefSeq and is a predicted model, not a curated record. The transcript is spliced from 8 exons. Bases 101 to 868 code for a protein of 255 amino acids.